Messenger RNA from Octodon degus (degu), 924 nucleotides. RefSeq names its product carbonic anhydrase 10 (gene Ca10). The transcript has 8 exons. Gene Ontology annotation, molecular function: zinc ion binding; carbonate dehydratase activity. The record is from RefSeq and is a predicted model, not a curated record. Bases 1 to 924 code for a protein of 307 amino acids. Lineage: Eukaryota; Metazoa; Chordata; Mammalia; Rodentia; Octodontidae.
AUGUUCUCAGUGAAGAAACCACAGGAUGAGUGGGGCUGCGACAAGAAAAAUCUGACUUCUAAAGAUCCUGAAUUUCCUUCUUUCUGGGGAUUGGUGAACUCAGCUUGGAAUCUUUGCUCUGUGGGGAAACGGCAGUCUCCGGUCAACAUAGAGACGAGUCACAUGAUCUUCGACCCCUUCCUGACGCCACUUCGCAUCAACACUGGGGGCAGGAAGGUCAGUGGAACUAUGUACAACACUGGAAGACAUGUGUCCCUCCGCCUGGACAAGGAGCAUUUGGUCAACAUAUCAGGAGGGCCCAUGACAUACAGCCACAGGCUGGAGGAGAUCCGGCUACACUUUGGAAGCGAGGACACCCAGGGGUCAGAGCACCUUCUCAAUGGACAGGCCUUCUCUGGGGAGGUGCAGCUCAUCCACUAUAACCACGAGUUAUACACGAACGUCACAGAAGCUGCAAAGAGUCCAAAUGGAUUGGUGGUAGUUUCUAUAUUUAUAAAAGUUUCUGAUUCAUCAAACCCAUUUCUUAAUCGAAUGCUCAACAGAGAUACAAUCACAAGAAUAACAUAUAAAAACGAUGCAUAUUUACUACAGGGACUUAAUAUAGAGGAACUCUAUCCAGAGACCUCCAGUUUCAUUACCUAUGAUGGGUCAAUGACUAUCCCGCCCUGCUAUGAGACAGCAAGUUGGAUAAUAAUGAACAAACCCGUCUAUAUCACCAGGAUGCAGAUGCAUUCCUUGCGCCUCCUCAGCCAGAACCAGCCAUCCCAGAUCUUUCUGAGCAUGAGUGACAACUUCAGGCCCGUGCAGCCACUCAACAACCGCUGCAUCCGCACCAACAUCAACUUCAGCCUACAGGGGAAGGACUGUCCAAACAACCGAGCCCAGAAGCUCCAGUACAGAGUAAAUGAAUGGCUCCUCAAGUAG